UGACCAUGAGUGACCAGAAAGCCGUGAUUAAGGACACGGACAUGUCUGAGGAGAUGCAGCAAGAAGCUGUUGAUUGUGCCAUUGUAGCCCUAGAGAAAUACAAUGUUGAAAAAGAAAUUGCAGCUCUUAUUAAGAGGGAGUUUGAGAAGAAAUACAGUCCCACUUGGCACUGCGUUGUGGGAAGGAAAUUUGGCAGCUAUGUGUCUCACGAGACAAAGCACUUCAUCUUCUUCCUCGUGCGUGGAGUAAAUAUUCUUCUGUUUAAAGCUGGUUAGAGCUGUGGAUUGAUACUGAUACUUGCAUCUGGUUACAG
Messenger RNA from Tinamus guttatus (white-throated tinamou), 313 nucleotides. RefSeq names its product dynein light chain 2, cytoplasmic-like. Gene Ontology annotation, cellular component: cytoplasmic dynein complex. The record is from RefSeq and is a predicted model, not a curated record. Gene Ontology annotation, biological process: motile cilium assembly; intraciliary retrograde transport. Lineage: Eukaryota; Metazoa; Chordata; Aves; Tinamiformes; Tinamidae. Gene Ontology annotation, molecular function: dynein intermediate chain binding.